This is a messenger RNA of Miscanthus lutarioriparius, 1020 nucleotides long. NCBI's taxonomy places the organism in Eukaryota, Viridiplantae, Streptophyta, Magnoliopsida, Poales, Poaceae. The record is from the annotation of a GenBank genome assembly.
AUGCCGCGCGCAACCCUGCCUGUAGCUGCGGCCGCGGACGCGGCGGCCGGCGCUGCUGGCACCUGCCUGCACCAGAACGAAGAGGCGGUGACGACCACGCCUCUCCCAGACCUACCGCAGGUCUGCAACGACGCCGCUCUUCCUGGCCGGAUUCCUCCGCUGCAUCGUCGACUCCUUGAUCUCUGCAGCCCCAGCAUCAGAUAUGUCACUAUGUGUACUUUCAUGAGGUUCACGGGCUUCAAACAGUUAUACUGGCAGAGCGUCAUCCCGCGGGAGGCGCCGCGGGACGUCACCCUGGAAGCCAGCACGGGCGCCUCGCCGCGCAGCUGCGUCCUCUCCGUGGCAACGUCCGACCUGACCUUCACCCUGCACGCCUCGCCGUUCCGCUUCACCGUGUCCCGCCGCUCCAGCGGCGACGUCCUCUUCGACACCUCCGCGGCACUGGUGUUCAAGAACAGGUACCUGGAGCUGACCACGGCGCUGCCAGCGGACCGGGCGUCGCUGUACGGGCUGGGCGAGCACACGAAGCGCACGUUCCGGCUGCAGCGCAACGACACCUUCACGCUCUGGAACACCGACAUCGCCGCCUCCAACGUGGACCUCAACCUCUACGGCUCCCACCCGUUCUACCUCGACGUGCGCCCCGCCGCCGGCGCCGCGCACGGCGUGCUCCUGCUCAACAGCAACGGCAUGGACGUCGAGUACGGCGGCUCGUACCUCACCUACAAGGUCAUCGGCGGCGUGCUCGACUUCUACUUCUUCGCCGGCCCCGCCCCGCUCGACGUCGUCGACCAGUACACCCAGCUCAUCGGCUGCCCGGCUCCCAUGCCGUACUGGUCAUUUGGGUUCCACCAGUGCAGGUACGGGUACAAGAACCUGGCUGACCUGGAGGGCGUGGUGGCCGGGUACGCCAAGGCCAGGAUCCCGCUGGAGGUGAUGUGGACGGACAUCGACUACAUGGACGCGUUCAAGGACUUCACGCUGGAUCUGGUGAACUUCCCGGCUGGCCCCAUGCGGUAG